This is a messenger RNA of Solea solea (common sole), 5077 nucleotides long. RefSeq names its product E3 ubiquitin-protein ligase pellino homolog 2. The record is from RefSeq and is a predicted model, not a curated record. Bases 277 to 1566 code for a protein of 429 amino acids. NCBI's taxonomy places the organism in Eukaryota, Metazoa, Chordata, Actinopteri, Pleuronectiformes, Soleidae. Gene Ontology annotation, biological process: protein polyubiquitination; regulation of Toll signaling pathway. The transcript is spliced from 7 exons. Gene Ontology annotation, molecular function: protein binding; ubiquitin protein ligase activity.
UGUACCUAAUGCUAGUGAACAGAUUUGUCGUGACACAAACUAGCUACACAUUGGCACAAAAGCCAUGAAAAGAUGCCCCUUCACGGGAUUAAAACUCUAAAACAAGCAACGAGAAGUCCGGUAAAACUUUGCUUAAGUGUGAAUAAACUUUGAUAGAAUACAACCCGAGCCACUUCUCCACAGUUCCGAGUGUGUUAGCAUUGUUUUAUCUCACCACUAUAUUGCCAUUGGACGCGUCUUUUUUUAUUUUCUCUUCUUCUGGACCUGUCCAGUCUGAUGAAUUCACCGAAAAAAGACGGAGACGAUGAUGAUGUACCCGUUAAAGACCCGGUGAAAUAUGGCGAGCUGGUCAUUUUGGGGUACAAUGGCUCUCUUCCUUGCGGCGACCGGGGGCGCAGAAAGAGUCGCUUCGCUUUGUACCGAAGGACCAAGGCCAACGGUGUUAAACCCAGUGCUGUUCACAUCCUCAACACCCCACAGGACAGCAAGGCUGUACACAGCAGGGGGCAGCACAGCAUUUCUUUCACUCUCUCCCGCAACCAGACCGUGGUGGUGGAGUACUGCCAUGACAACAACACAGACAUGUUUCAGAUAGGACGCUCCACAGAAAGUCCCAUCGACUUUGUGGUGACAGAUACAUCGGGAGGGGGGAAAGAGGGGGAGGACCCCUCCAUCGCUCCAAGCACGAUCUCACGCUUUGCCUGCAGAGUUGUGUGUGAACGCAACCCACCCUACACCGCACGGAUUUAUGCUGCAGGCUUUGACUCCUCCAAAAAUAUCUUCCUAGGAGAAAAAGCAACCAAAUGGAAAAACCCAGAUGGGCACAUGGAUGGUCUGACUACCAACGGAGUUCUAGUGAUGCACCCUGAAGGUUUUCCAGAGGAUCCCAAACAGGGACUGUGGAGAGAAAUCUCCGUCUGUGGUGACGUCUACGCCCUGAGAGAAACACGCUCUGGACCCAGCAGGGGCAAACUGGCAGAGGGAGAGAGCAGUGCACUACGAGAUGGUUCCCUUGUCGACCUGUGUGGUGCCACCCUGCUGUGGCGUACAGGCGAGGGGCUCAUGCGUGCUCCCACCCUGCGCCACCUAGAGGCACUUCGCCAGGAGUUAAAUGCGUCCCGGCCCCAGUGUCCAGUAGGCCUCAGCACACUGGCCUUCCCCAGCCUGCCACGCAGCCACAGCCUUGAAGAACGUCAGCCUUGGGUCUACCUCACUUGUGGCCAUGUCCACGGGCGUCAUGACUGGGGUCAGAGAUCUGCGGUAGAGCAGGAGCCGCGAGAGGGCGAGGGCUCCACCACCCGUCGAGAAUGUCCCCUGUGCAGGAGUGUGGGUCCCUAUGUGCCCCUUUGGCUGGGCUGUGAACCUGCCGUGUAUGUGGACGCCGGCGCUCCUUCAUACGGUUUUGUGCCGUGCGGUCACGUCUGUUCAGAGAAGACGGCCAGGUACUGGGCCGAGACCCCGCUCCCUCACGGGACCCACGCCUUCAGACCCGUCUGCCCCUUCUGCUCCGCGGCCCUCAACAACCCCGGCUGGACACGGCUCAUCUUCCAGGGCCCCAUCGACUAGUCGCUACAACAUAGUAACCACUAUUACAGAAACAGGAAGAUGCCUGAGGUUCAUUCAUUUUGCAAACGUUUACCAGAAUGGAAAGGUAAUUAAAUAGGAGUGUUUAGUGUCAUUUUUACAUUUUUCUCAGUCGCUUUUGUGCUUUUUCUCAGAUCAGAAUUAAAAUGCUCAAAAAUCGUCAUUUAGUCAAAACAAAGCCGAUUAUGAACAAAUGUUCUGAGAAGUUAAUGCAACUGUCGGCUAAUUCCUAGAUUUACUAAUCACGUAUUUGAUCAGAAUGUAUUAUACCAGUUCUAUAUUGAAUCUUCUUACCCCCUAAAUUGAUCCCUGAGGAGUAUCUAAUUAACACCACUUUGUAGAGCGAACAAGUAAUUCAACAAUGUACACUUACUGUAAUCUCCUUACACUCACUAUAAUUCUUCACAUUUCAGUUAUUUAUUUUUUGACAAAAUCUGUCAAAACAAUUCGACUACAGAGACAGAAAAAUUGUGAAUGUGAUCUUGUCUGUGUAUAAUGAAAACCAUUGUCGUCAAAACUACUGAAAGGGUUAAUAUUUUGAUUAGCAUUUUCACAAGUACUGACUCAGUAGUUUUUGCAAAUAGUGUUAUUUUUAUGUGUUUACUUACUUUGCAUAUACCAGGGAUGAGUUGGGAAAUGUACCAAAGCGACUGAGUAAAAGCACAUGUGUUCCGCAGUCAGUAUUCUACCGUGUCAGUGAACACUGCACGGAGCUGAAGAGUUCUUUGUCUUGUUUAUCCUUCUGUCCUUGUUAAUUGGUAUAAGAUGAGAACGAUGGGUGGGUAAAAAAACUACAGUAUAUACUUUUCACCAACACUCCCUUUGGGCUUCCGUAGUUCAUAGUGGUGCAGCACUGCAGCAUUACCUCAUAGAGACUGACAGGAUGGCAGCAGUGAAGAGUUAAAGGCUCCGUCUCCUUGACAGCACCUGACACACCUACACUCUACCACAUCGUCAUGUGUUAGAUUUAAAUCAUUUGCUCCAUCAUUUGAAAUUCGACUCUCCUGCAUUCAUACUGAAUGGAAUGACCAGCACACGCCUGCCAUAAACGAAACCCGAUGUGUACAAUUACACUGCUGCUGAAACCUGAAGACUCUUUGAUUAGCAUUGAAGCACCGGAGGGAACAGUUCAGACUAGGCCACGUUCUUAUCCAGAUUAACAUGCAGACAAGGGAUAAACAAAGGCUGGGAAUUGAAAUGGGUGAACUCCACUACAUAACUCCCUAAAGCAAUAAUAGCACUCUCAUAGAUAAGCUACUGUAUAUGUUGUGCUAUGUUUUUAGCCAAGUGGUGUACCAGUGCCAGUUAACAUAACAAGGCAGAGACGGAGUCCAGGUUAAGGGCUCAACCAGAGGUGUGUUCAAUUCCAUUUUAUGUUCAUGGGGUAAUUACAAAAUAACCAAAGGCUGAGAAUCUGAAUCUGUUUUGAUACUCACGUUAGGUCCAUUGAGCUGGCAGACAGUGGCUCAGGUGGUGGAGCACGUUAGCCAAAGUUCACCUGGGUUUGUGGUUUGAUCCUCGGCUCCCCUGAAUCCAAGUCAAAUAUGCAGAGAGUGAUCCACUGUGUCAAGCACUGGUAGGAAAGAUAACAUUUAGAAUGAAAUAACACUGUAGCCAUCACACAUGACCAUCGUACAUUGUUAAGUUAACGUGAACACACCUCUGGUUACUGGAAUAUGCUGAACCGGGUCCAUGUUAGUAAGAUGGAGUGUCAAAAGUUUAACCUUGCAUAACCUCAAAAGAAAACACCUUUUUUCAGUUGUUUGUUUUAAAGAAAGCUAUUUUGUUAGGAAAUGGGGAGGGAUUUAUUUUGGGGAGUGGGAGGAAUUCUUUUAGAUGUUCAGUGUUUAAAAAAGAAAAAAAAAUCAACUAUUUUUCUAACAGAUACUUGGUUUUAGUUAACUGUUACUCAGUGUAAGCAAAUUCUGUAUGUUUCUGAAUAUUCUUGUGUGGUAGAUGUAGGAGAGCUUGUGAGUGAGAAAAUAUUGCCAACACUGUGUCCAACAAACACACUUAACACACUGCUACCGUAAAAACAUUGCCCAGACAAUGAAUGUAGCCAAAUACUCAGGCUAUGUUAAGCCUUCCCUGGUGCUCAUAUUGAAUGGUCUAUAUUGUGAUACUAUUUUUGUAACUAAAUAUUAUGGUGUAGCUUGGUGAACUAGCUCAAAGCAGUCCGAUGAUUUCAAUAAUAGCCUCAAGUAUGGAAGUCGUAUAAGUGACAAUACACACUCACAUGGAAAUUGUGUCUAGCUUGCAUGUGCUGAACGUACACAUACAGUAUGUACACUACACACUUAACACGGAAACUUUGCAUGGUGGAUCGCCAACCUGUUACUCGUGCUGAGAGCGUUUGAUGCAGACCCAGAUGUCUUCCGAGUACUCAGCUGUCAGAACUGCAGAGCAUUAGUUUUGUCUGGAAGACGUCUCAAAAAAACAAAGACAGUAAAGGAAGAGAGUCAAUUUGGCAGAGAGCCUAAAAAAAAAAAAAAAAAAUCCUCAUACUUGAUAGAUGUGUGAUGUUUGUGAAUGAGAACCAUCAAAUACCACAACAGUACUACUAUGCUAACACUUACCACCAAACCAGUUCACUGCAGAAAGAUGUCCACAUCAACACACGGCUGUGUUUAGACCCAUCAUGGUAUGCUUCAAGGCAGCAAACAUCAGCUUGUGCUUUCCAUUUGAAGUCUAAAUACAGGAGUUCAGCUCCUCACAGAGUGUGGUGGACAAAUGACGCAGUGUUGAUAAUUACUGUAGCUCAGGAUUAGUGAUUUCACAGUCACAGCUGGUAAGACCUGAAGGAAGCUCCAGGAGAGAGGAGGGCAGUGCAUAGGUCACCGCCGGUCCAGGAUCAGUCACAUACAGGUCUCACUGCAGCAUACGUGGAUCACGCAAUGAAACCAUCUCGAUCAGCUGCCUUUUACUAAGCACGCCAAAUCCAGUGAAUCCUGCUUUUGAAGAUAGUAUAAACAGCAAUUAAUGUAACACAUUGGCAUGUGGAUGGAAAAACCGCUGCAGCACCCUGACAAAUGUCUUAUGACCCGACUUUUAUUUUUCUUUACAUCUCAUUUGCGUUCUUUAUUUAAUCCCUCUUAGGGUGACGCGUGUCCAUAUGCAAUUUCCUUUUAUUUGUUUUCUAGACCUGAAAAUUAAAGUCGGUCACUUUUUUAGUAUCGCGUCCAGUUGUAAUAAUAAUAAUAAUAAUACCACCCGUGACAUUAUUAGCUCUUCCCUAACUAUUUCAUUUUAUAUACAUGUAUAUUUAAAAGUAUCAGUUAACCUUCAUUCCACAUGGCAAAACCUCAACCUCCUCAAGUGAGUAGGGGACACUUAUUCUACAGCGGAUAACCUCACAGUUAACAAUGCAUUCCUUUAAAUACAUCUGUGUUUUGUACAGCUAUUUUGUAUUAUUUUAUAUCAUAUCCUUCUGUAAUUGUCCGGUGCACAGACAAUCGCUAUACACAUGUCAAUAAACCUGUUAAAAAGUCUGAAA